AUGAUGGCGCUGCAGGUGACAAGGAAGGUGGACAUCCUGACUCCGCUCGGAGCUCUGUAUUACAACACGGGGCGGUACGAGGAGGCCCUGCAGGUGUACAGAGAGGCCGCCGCCCUGCAGCCCGACAGCACCGACAUCUGGCUGGCUUUGGCUCAGGUUUUGGCCAUGGCCGGUCGUACCAAAGAGGCGGAGAAGAUGACCCUGGACAUCAUAUCCAGAGAAGGCAGCUGUAUCGAAUGUUACCGCCUCCUGUCGGCCAUCUACAGCAAGCGUGGAAACUACACAGAGGCGCUGGAUGCUCUGGACAGGGCCCUGCAGCAGAGUCCCAGUGAUGUGACAGUGAGGGCAGAGCUGUACUUCUCCAAAGGAAACCAGCUCAGAGAGAUGAACCAGCUGGACCAAGCCUUCGAGAGCUACAAGCUGGCUGUGGAACUCAAACCUGACCAGUCGCAGGCCUGGAUGAACAUGGGAGGCAUUCAGCACAUUAAGGGAGACUAUGCAGCAGCCAGGAUGUACUACCAGCGAGCUCUGCUUCUGAGCCCUGGCUCCAAACUGCUGAAAGAAAACUUGGCCAAGCUGGACCGACUGGAGAGAAGACUGACAGGGGGUGCGUAGACCACCACGGGUCUCCAGACACUGUACCAUCCUGGGCACAGAUAAGGAGAGCAGGGCACAGCCCAGCCCUCGAAAGCCCAAACACCAGCCACCAGGCAGCUGGCUACUAAGAUCACCAGCCCUAGUGAGAGCAGAGGACAAGAGGACGAGGAGGAGCUUGUCAGGUCUGCAGCGUGUUUGGAGGUGCACCGGGUGUGGAGUCCAAGAGACUGGUGGAGCUACAGUCCAGACACCUUUCCUGGUGUAGACAGAGUCGAUUGAUUCAUCUUCAUCAAGGGAUUGCACAUCCGCUUUAGACAUUUGUGUUUGAUUGAUUUAUUAUGUAGGUCCAUGUGAAGGCAUUUCCUCUGUGGCACUUCAUCACAGAUUGUAAUUCCUAUGUGAGAACUGUUCAUGUAUUUACAUUAGUGCAGUUGUGUGGAACAUGUUAUUACUUUGAAGUCAAUCUGGAUGAAACAGAAUGUGGAACAGAAUAAUCUAAGCUCAAAGUCUCAGUGGUCGGUCAGCAUUGACCAAGAAGGAGUCAAAGUCCAGGAGGACAUUUAUAUCCAACACCAAACCGUAGGUGGGACAUUGACGAGGACAGUCAUUGUUCUGCAAAUCACAAGCAGGGUUGGGGAAGCUGCUUUGAAUAUGUAGCUUAUGACGAUACAGGAUACUCUUCAUUGGAAAUAAUGAAGGCACAGCAACUCUACACUUUAGUUGAAGUAAAUGAACAGGACAGGUCAGCUACCGUUCCCCCUCUCUCUGCUCCAUACUGUCAAACCAGCCCAGUAGCCUGAUUCUCUCCAGAAUCAGAAGACUGGGAAUCUCUGGGUGCAAAGUCUGAACAACUGUAGCAGUUGGUUGUGCCACUUGAGCAAUAACAGCCUGCUACUGUAAAUGUUGCACCUUUGAAAAUCGCUAUGCAACCCAAACGCUGCCGCAAAAUAGCUACUGUAUAUAGUGCUACUGUUCAAUACUGGUCACAAGCAGGUCUCAAGUGUAGUCCUAAAGCUGAGAGUACAUGAGCUGAAAGUCCAUCAACGUUUACUUGAAACAUUCUGACAGCUCGACUCUGUUGGCCUUGUUGAACUAUAAUACCACACCGUCCACCGAGACCACCGAGUGGUGUUUCUGUUACCUCACAAGGGAUCUUUGGCCGAGAACCGACACCCUCUUGCAGAAAGCACAUUAAACAGAUAAUGGCAAAGUUUAAUUUUGGCGAGUCUGGCAUUAAAGCUUGUGUUGGUAAUGUUGAGAAACUAGUGAGGGCACGCUUGAUCUCCAACCAAAAAACCCUGAGCAAUGUUGCCAACCCCGUUCCUAAGAAAUUAGCGAGCAGCACUAUCUCCAAAACCUGCUAAAAGUAACGAGAAAGUCUCCAAGUUGGCAACAAUGACAGCUCGUCCCUUCAUGCCUCUCUCUUUUCAUAAUGCACAUAAACAACAAACGUGCCAAUUGUUGGUACUCUCAGCUGUCGAGCUAGCAGUUAGUGGAAGACUGAUGCAAAAUGAGCACAUGGGCAGUGUGUGCGCAGGCAGGUGGACGGGCAGGUACGUCAUCACCAGUCAAUCUGAAUGGGACGGCUUUAUACAGUCCUGCGACAGACGCAGAUUAUUUUUCUUUUUCUGUCAGAACAUUUGAUUCAUUGAUUGCUGUUUGGCCUCAAUGACGAUCUCUACUAAUAUAGCUCAAAUGUUUUUGAAGAAGAUUUCCAACCCUAGCUUUAAUGCUAACUAGCUGCAGCUGAUGUAGUGUUGCCUCUGGCAACAUUUGUCUUUCAAAUCGACAAAAGCAAUUCUCAGUGCCAACUAAACUUGAAUCCUGUGAUCAUCUUAAAAUCAAUUUUUUUCUGUUGGUCUGCACUCACUGCCACCUGAUGACACGAGUCAGCUCUAUUCACCGAAGACACACAGUUGAAAGCUCCAAGAAGUCAGUAAGUGGACCCUUGAGUUUGGAUUAUUGUGUUGAAGAGAUGAGGUCUGACACAAGUUAGACUUUAUUCCCACUCCCUGCUCGAGUAUAUCAGUGAAACAGGAUAACAAAAUGCAAAGUCUGUAGAGAUCUGUGAUUACAUGAUUAAAUGUAAGAAUCAUGACGGCUGCCUUUUCUUUAGACGUAAACUCUGCUAUGUUCUUCUGACCUCCAUUUACAGAACUAGCAACAUUCUACGAUGAUAUUGCGAGUAUAAUGAGCUAGUUUAUCUCCUCCUGUGUGAAGAGCUGAACGUGUGACUUCAUGCGUACCAUAACCUGAAGACUGCUGUUUGGUUUCUUGCUGUGGUUUUGUUAACAGUGAUGUGGAUUAUGGAUUAUGAAUGAAUAUUGUUGUGGAAUGACAAUGGGGUGAAAAUGAAGUGACUAGGGCAAUGACUGACUUGCACCAAGAAAAUAAAGUAUAUGUUUUAUUAAAUGGUGUUUGAAGUUAUUGCUAUUAAUAUGUAUAAGCCUUGACAACCUGUGGUGAACCCGUAUAACCCACUAUUUAGAUUCACAGAGAUGUUUACAUGUACAUCUGCUGAAUUAUUAUUAUUGUAGACAACUCAAAAACAACUCAAACCUUGCGGUCCAGACGUUUAUGGACGUAACAAAGAAAAAUCCGACUCCACAAGUAUGUAUCCAACCAUUCAGGCAACAGAACAGUAUCCAGUUGGGGACCCACAGAUUAUCCACAAGGAUUUUGAUUCUAUUGCUAAUUAUUUUGGGUUUGUGAAGUCGACUGUGUUCCCACUAAAGGGCUUGUUCCAUCCU
Anarrhichthys ocellatus (wolf-eel) is the source of this 3347-nucleotide messenger RNA. Its product is annotated as protein O-mannosyl-transferase TMTC1-like. The record is from RefSeq and is a predicted model, not a curated record. The transcript is spliced from 6 exons. NCBI's taxonomy places the organism in Eukaryota, Metazoa, Chordata, Actinopteri, Perciformes, Anarhichadidae. Bases 1 to 615 code for a protein of 204 amino acids. Gene Ontology annotation, molecular function: mannosyltransferase activity; protein binding. Gene Ontology annotation, biological process: protein O-linked glycosylation via mannose.